Messenger RNA from Betta splendens (Siamese fighting fish), 1538 nucleotides. RefSeq names its product family with sequence similarity 98 member B (gene tslig3b). Lineage: Eukaryota; Metazoa; Chordata; Actinopteri; Anabantiformes; Osphronemidae. The coding region runs from base 172 to 1293 and encodes 373 amino acids. The transcript has 8 exons. Gene Ontology annotation, cellular component: tRNA-splicing ligase complex. The record is from RefSeq and is a predicted model, not a curated record.
AACGAAACGCGUUUCACUCCGACUCACGUGAGUGAACGGAACAUUACGAAGCAAUGGCGUUAGUGCUGCAGAAAUGAAUGGUUUAACACAUUGUUUGCGUUGAAUUAUUUGGGGGCUAAACUGAAGAUGUUUUAGGAGAACGACGCAUUUAAAUAACACUCAGGUCGAAGGAUGGAAUGCGACAUCUUGGACUCGCUAGAGCAGCUCGGCUACGACGGGCCUCUGCUGGAGGAGAAGCCGUUGGUCAGAGCCGCAGAGGGAGGCCUGUCCUCGCAGGAGUACGUGGAGCUGUGCCGGUGGCUGGCGACCAGGUUGAAGCCGCUGUGUGACCUAGAGGGAUGCAUUGUAUCGGCUUCAGACGACACGGAAAGCCUCAAGUUCGAAAUGAGUGGUUUGUUGAAGGAGCUGCAUUGUCCUUAUGAAGAAACAGUUUCAGGGAUUCUUAAGGGUUGUGCACAAACUACAAAAGAUCAUCUUAAGUGUCUCUUGUUUCUGAGCUCGGAGCUUCAGGCAGCUCAGAUUGUGAAGAGCAAACGACUCACUGAUCAACGGCGACAAGAGAGUCCUGCAAAUCAGCAGCUUACAGCCAUUUGUGAGACUCUGAAUUUGCCUGAACCUGGGGGACAGAGUGCAGCAGCAGUGUUCUCCCAGGUGCAAAGCAAGGUUGAUGAAAAACUUAAAGAUCUUCCAAAUGGCUCAGUUGGAAGCCCCGUGCUGAAGAAGUCUCUCAGUAAUGACCAGUGGGAGAAGUUACACAACAUCAACACGGCUCUGUCUUCCGAGUACGAGUGUCGGCGCAGGAUGUUGAUCAAACGCCUGGACGUCACCGUUCAGUCGUUUGGUUGGUCGGACCGAGCCAAGGUGAAGGUGGAUAGCAUGGCGAGGGCCUACCAGCCCAAGAGGCACACCCUGAAGCCACAGUCCAUAGUGGAUGUGGGAGAUCUGCUUGCUGCCAGAGAAGAUAUCUGCAAUGUGAUGAAGACCAGCAGUGGCUACAGCAGGGAGAAGACCGCUUGUGCUGUCAACAAGAUCCUCAUGGGAAGAGUGCCAGACCGAGGAGGACGUCCCUCAGAGAUCGAACCCCCUCUUCCUGAGAUGCCACCUUGGCAGAAAAGACAAGAUGGAGGUCAAGGCUGGGGAGGAAGAGGAGGACGAAGAGGCGGCGGAUGGGGACAAGGACGUGGUGGUGGCGGCGGCGGGGGAAGUGGAGGAGGUGGUGGUUGGAGAGGAGAUGGGUGGAACCAUGGAAAACACAGUGGACACGGAGGAAAGCGAGGACGGUACCAGUAUUAAUUUAAUGUACACUUUCUUGCGAACUGGGCCUUUUUUAUACUCAGUUUUGCAUCUUCUAUGAUGAAGAAACAUUUUUUAUCCCGUGUCAGACUGACAUUUUGAGAGACAUUUUUAUUAUAGCAUCAUUUUUGCAUUUAUGUCGGCACCGGAGGAGUGAUACUUCUAAUAGUAUGUACAUGUACUGCAUCUAAGUAUUUAGUGUUUGCUGGAUGUAGAGAUUAAAGUGUGAGAAGACUGGACUUAUA